AUGAUGUCUCUGAAGCUCAGUCUGCUCACCUUGCUCAUUGUAGCUCCUGCCUUGCUCAUUUCUGCUGAAAAUGUAAUCAGCUGUAGUGGGAACGUCCAGCGCCUGUCUUGUGACAGUGGAGUGAUAAAUACGCAGUCUGUUCUGUACGGCCGCAAAACCCAAAACAGGUGCAAUGUAAACCGAAUUGCUGCAGAGCUCGCCAACACCAACUGUUCCUCCAUAGUAACCAGUACAAUCGCUGGAAGAUGCAAUGGCUUGAAAGUGUGCGAAUUUAAGACAGACCUACUUGGCCUUGCUGACCCAUGCCCUGGAACUUACAAGUAUGUCAACACGACCUACAGCUGCAUCAGUGCCCGAACCAAUGUCAUCUGUGAGAACAGCUAUGGCACAUUGUUCUGUGCAAAUGGUAGUAUUUCAGUUCGCACUGCCAUGUAUGGCCGCAUCACACCUAAAACCUGCGCAAGUGGACUAGCCAGCUCUUUGGUCAACAAUAACAACUGUAGUUUUAAUGCACACGAUAAAGUUGUCACACAGUGCAAUGGAAAAGCCCAGUGUACCCUGUUUGCUUCAAACUACAAUUUUACAGAUGUGUGCUCUGAAACAAGGAAGUACCUAUCUGUCACCUAUGUCUGCGCUGCCAAUCCUCCUAAAACUGUUUUGGCUUGUGAUGGCAGCAAUGCUAUCCUGUCAUGUGGCACCCGCACCAUUAAAGUCCUGAAAGCUAACUACGGUCGAACGGAUUCCAGCACCUGUUCUGCUGGACUGGCUGCUGCCCAGAUCUCCAAUACAAACUGCUACAGGACCGACUCUCUGACCCGAGUUUCAACAAGCUGUAAUGGCAAGAGCAACUGUGUGGUAGCUGCCACAACCGUGGUCUUUGGUGACCCCUGCAUUGGUACCAACAAGUACCUGAACAUUGAGUAUACCUGUGUAUAAGUGACAACUCAAGACGAUUCAUCCCUAUCCUUGAUGCGAUCCUUGAAUCAGAAUUAAAUCACCCUUAAAAUAAUCAAUAAUGUAGAUUAUAGAGCUUAUGAGUCUUACCAUUGCUGUGCUUAUUAUUUGGAUGUUGGAUAUUUAGCUAAUUUAAUGAUUAUUCAUUUUGCUUAUUUGCAUGUAAUUACUUUCUUCUUAAAUAAUACAUUUCAUGAUUAACCG
Messenger RNA from Trichomycterus rosablanca, 1158 nucleotides. RefSeq names its product rhamnose-binding lectin-like. Lineage: Eukaryota; Metazoa; Chordata; Actinopteri; Siluriformes; Trichomycteridae. The record is from RefSeq and is a predicted model, not a curated record. Bases 1 to 936 code for a protein of 311 amino acids. The transcript is spliced from 12 exons. Gene Ontology annotation, molecular function: carbohydrate binding.